Messenger RNA from Annulohypoxylon truncatum, 1979 nucleotides. Its product is annotated as FAD/FMN-containing dehydrogenase. Lineage: Eukaryota; Fungi; Ascomycota; Sordariomycetes; Xylariales; Hypoxylaceae. The record is from RefSeq and is a predicted model, not a curated record. Gene Ontology annotation, molecular function: FAD binding; D-arabinono-1,4-lactone oxidase activity. Bases 95 to 1639 code for a protein of 514 amino acids. Gene Ontology annotation, cellular component: membrane. The transcript has 5 exons.
CCCUCUUACCCGGCAACCAGGAACUGAAGUGCUUAGAGCCAAAUUAAGCCAGAGCUUAGUCCGACCUCUGCCAAGACGGUUAAGUUCUUGAAAGAUGUCGACUCUGAAUCGAGUCUUCCUGUCUGUCCUCGCCCUCACCGGCGCGGGGAAUGUCUUGGCGGAGCCGUAUAACACAUUCGACGGCGAUGGAUUUCCUGCUUGCAACGAUGUUGCGCUCGUUCACAAUGCUACCAGCGUCGACGAUAUUGUGGCUUAUGUGAAGAAUGCUUCUGCAAGCAACACGCCUAUUAGGGCUUCGGGAAAAGGACACAUGUGGUAUGACACUAUGUGUUCAGACAACCCGGAGACCAUUAUCGUCCGGACGGAGUUCGUGAAUAAAAUCGAGAACUUCUCGCUUCCGGAAGGCGCCGAGUCUGGGACAGUCGAUAUUGAAGCUGGAGUGACGUUCCUACAAUUCUCCGACUAUCUUCAUAGCAAUAAUGCUUCUAUGGGCUAUACUCUCGUGAAUUGGAAUAUCACGAUGGCGGGUGCGGUGGCUAUGGGUGGACAUCGCUCCGCUAUCCGAGAGGACUCGAUGGUGGCAGCUGGCGUGCUGUCGAUGGAUAUUGUCAACGGAAAUGGCGAUAUUGUGACAAUUGUGAGGGACGACAAUGACGACGAUUGGCUCGCAGCGUCAACGUCAUUGGGUCUACUAGGUGUCAUUGUUCGUAUGAAGUUCAAGAUCUACCCGGAUUUCAAGGUUUUCGCGCAACAGAAGACCUUGGAUGAAGAUGAUGUUUUGAAUGGAGAUAUCUAUGGCAUGAUUGCUCCCUACGCUACUGCCAACUUCUGGUGGUGGCCAUACAUGAGGAAGUUCCACUGGCGGUACUAUGACGAAGUGCCUUUAACACUCAGCGACCAGCAAGGCUUCCAAAACACGUUUUCUAUCUCCGACGCCGAAGCCACCGUCGCCAAAGCAACUCUUGAGAGCGGGAAGUAUCUCGCAACCUCGAACAUGUUCUUCGAAACGACGGCGUUCACGCUGUGGUCCGCGCCCAACUUCCGUGAGAAGACGACGUGGCAAGCGAUCCUGGACUGGCCCGUCUACGGCUGGAACUACGACGUGCUGAUCGGAGGCCUGUAUCCGGAUCAGAAGCCCGAGUGGGAGGAAGGCCUGCACGGCAUGACCCUUGAGCUCGCGUUCCCUAUCACGCAGGCCAACGCUAUGCUCAAGCGCGUGAGACAAGCAUUCGAUGACGAGCUUGCGAAGGGUAUCGUUAUGACGAGUACCUAUCGUAGCGGCAUCAAUAUUAAGUUUGGAAAGCCUUUUUACAAUUUCCUAGGCCAGGUGACGUAUAACACGUCUGAUGGCGCUGAUUGGAGUAAGGGGGCUAUCAUGUUUGACUUCCCGACUUUCAAGCCGAUGAUUGGUGAUGGGAAGCGUUUCAACGAAGACUUUUACCCCAGGUUGACAAAGGCUCUUAUCGACGAGUUCCCAUGUAGACCGCAUUGGACCAAGAACAACCGUGAUGUAUUCGCCAACGCUACCAAGAACCUCGACCCUAGCCACUUAGCACGGUUCAAGGCUGUGCGUGAGAAGUUCGAUCCUCAGGGUAUAUUCAAGAGCAUCGUUGGCGAGAUCUUAGGGAUGUAUGACUGAGUAGGUACCUACCUGGGUACCUCCUAUGAUAGAAUCAGAACUAUCUCAAAUUGUUUGAGGUAUUGCUAUACACUGUCCUUACAGUAGCUACAACAGGCCAAUAUGUAUCUAGCCUAUGAUCUGUACGUACGAAUGAUAAUAUUAAUUGCCUUAUACAACUCCAGGAUGAUGUGUGUCAAGAUAUUAAAGGGGUUUGAUAGAGGCGUAUGUUAACUAUUGGAACAUAUCUACCUAGACGUGUCAUUCCAGUACCUAUAUGAUCCAGUAACUCUUAUUGCGGUACUUAUCAGAUUUUUUUUUUUUUUUUCAUUUUGUUUUGAUUAGGCGGUCUCUACUAGUG